Molecule: messenger RNA, 1653 nt
Organism: Eucalyptus grandis
Lineage: Eukaryota; Viridiplantae; Streptophyta; Magnoliopsida; Myrtales; Myrtaceae
Product: zinc finger protein ZAT9-like
Exons: 1
Coding region: 9-1592 (527 amino acids)
Source: RefSeq, a predicted model, not a curated record
UUUGUCUCAUGGAUGGUCUGAGGGGAAGCCAGGAUCAGACGGAGGUGGUGCAGCUACCCCAUCAAGAUCGUGGGAAGAUGGCAGAACCCGAUCCUUCAGAAAGAUCGGAAUCCUGGAGCCAGGUGCCCAAGAAAGACCCGCUCUGGAUUAAGCUCAAGAUAUCUAAGACUGAGCAAGGCGGUGAGCCGAGCGAGCAGGAGGAGCCUCCUUCAGCAGCUGUCCGAGUUUGCGAAUUCUGUGGCAAGCGUUUCAUGAAUGGGAAGGCCCUUGGGGGCCACAUCAGGAUCCACAAUCAAGAGAAGAACAAGGGGAGCAGCUCGAAGAAGACAGAUGAGUCGAGGCUGAGGAAGCAGAAGGCGAAGUGUGAGAAGCAUGUUCACGAGGAUCUUCCAGCUCUGGAGAAAGGAAGAGACUUUGAUUGUUCAGAGAAAGACAAGGAGACACCAUGCUGCUACAUCUGUGACCGGAACUUCCCUUCCAUGAAAUCGUUGUUCGGGCACAUGAGGUUCCAUCCUGAUAGGAACUGGCGAGGAGUUCAGCCUCCAGCCCAAGAAAAGGACGGUUCUUGCACAAGAGAAGUCGAAUCCGUGGACCAGAAGGCCACAGAUCAGGGCUCAGCUUGUUUGGAAGCAGGAAGUUCAGGAUGCUUGGUGGAUCUUUUGAAGGGCUUGCCAAGCUGGUCCAGGACCGAUAAAAGAGGAAGGAAAAGCUUGAUCGCUUUGGAACCCGAGGCUAUUGAUGGCCUCAUGAAGUUGGCAUGUGCUGCUUCUUAUGAUUCGGGCAUAUCUGAUGACCAAGUCUCCGAUGAGAGUCCACUAAGGAAGCGCAGGCUUGACGAGGAAGAGCUUCCAGGGCCUAAAAACCAAAACCCAGAACCAACGGAAAGUCAAAUCCAACAAUCAACUAAUAUCGAAGGCGAGGGCUCGUACAAAGCAGUUCGCAAUCAGGACUAUGAGCUGGAACAUGCAGACAGGCCUAGGAAAUACAGAAAAGGAGAGCGUUUUGGUCAUAAUUUGGAGAGAAACCCGAAUAUGGAGGCUGGCAAGAAGAUCAAGGUGAGUGGGAUGUGUAAAACUCAAGAUCUCAGUACUAACAAGGAAGUGGCGGUGAUGCCGGUUAAGGAGGACAAGAUAUUGACAGAUCAUAGGUUUAAAUGCAUGACCUGCGAGAAGACCUUCCCGACAUUCCAAGCAUUGGGUGGUCAUCGAUCCAGCCACAACAAAGAAAGGGGGAAUGUUCAGCCACCAGAAGCCUCUUUAUCCACUGGUGCUUCAGGUACCGAGAAGAAAAUCGCACCAAGUGCCAAAAUUCAUGCUGCAGAAACCAACAAUUGCGCGACGAGCUCUGUGCAGGAGGACUUCAUGACUCACAGGUGCGAGAUCUGUUGCAAGAAGUUCCCAACCGGUCAGGCACUUGGGGGACACAAGAGGUGCCACUGGGCUGGGCAAACCGAGGGGCCCCCAUCUAGCGAAGUUGUGUCACCAGGAGAUCAAGCUAGCCAAAGUGGUCCUAGAGCCCUAGCUUUUGAUCUUAACGAACCUCCUCCAAUGGAUGAGGAAGAUGGCGUCAUCUCUGGAUUCAACCGUGCCUGAUCUACAGAGCUGGUUAUUGGCGUUUCCUUCUUUCCUAGUAAGUAAUUGCAGUAAAAUUGAU